Messenger RNA from Triticum turgidum subsp. durum (durum wheat), 1311 nucleotides. Lineage: Eukaryota; Viridiplantae; Streptophyta; Magnoliopsida; Poales; Poaceae. The record is from the annotation of a GenBank genome assembly.
AUGGGGAAAUCACCUAAAAAACAGUGGGGAAAAAUCCUAAAAAAAACAGUGGGGAAAAGGUUCAAAGAGGAGUAUUCGCUACUCAGACCGUGGGACGACGACCGGGGGAUCGGAUCGGCGGCGAUGGCGGCGGCGGCGCGGGAUGGGGAAGCGAGGCGGGCGCACGCGGCGAUGGUGGGGUCGCAGUUCAUCAACGCGGGGUACCACGUCAUCGCGAAGCAGGCGCUCAACGUCGGCGUCAACCGCGUCGUCUUCUGCGUCUACCGCGACCUCCUCGCGCUCUGCGUGCUUGCUCCCAUCGCCUUCUUCCGCCACCGCGGCUCGCCCGCGCAGGCUCGUCCGCCGCCCGUCACGCGUCGCCUCCUUACCUCCUUCUUCUUCCUCGGGCUCACGGGCAUCUUUGGCAACCAGCUGCUGUUCUUGUUCGGCCUCGGCUACACCAAUCCGACAUACGCCGCCGCCAUUCAGCCGUCAAUUCCCGUCUUCACUUUCAUCUUGGCCCUCGUCAUGGGCACUGAAACGGCGAGCUUCGUCACACACGAGGGCCGUGCCAAGGUUGGUGGCACCAUCGUCUGUGUGCUUGGUGCUGUUCUCAUGGUGUUGUACAGGGGGGCAGCUGUGUUUGGUAGCAGCGAGUUAGAUCUUGAUGUUCAGAGCAAUGUCGUCAUCACCGAGAUGUUGCAACCUGAGCCAGGAUCAUCUUGGUUCAUUGCAUAUGGGCUGGAAAAGUGGCAUAUCGGAGUGCUAUGUUUAAUAGGGAACUGCCUCUGUAUGGCAACUUAUCUUGCUUUGCAGGCUCCAAUUUUGGUGAAGUACCCUUGCAGUUUGUCAUUGACAGCUUACUCAUACUUUUUUGGAGCUCUUUUAAUGCUUAUUUCCGGAGUUUUUUCAACAACCAGUAAAGAAGAUUGGACUUUGACUGCAUCUGAGUUUGCGGCUGUUGUAUAUGCUGGAGUUGUUUCAUCUGCUCUUAAUACUGGUUUAUUGACAUGGUCCAACAAAAUUCUGGGCCCAGCUAUGGUGGCACUAUAUAUGCCUCUCCAGCCAGUGCUCUCUGCUCUCUUGUCAGUGCUCUUUCUGGGCAGUCCAAUUUAUUUCGGAAGUAUUAUUGGAGGGUUUCUAAUCAUCUCUGGUUUAUACAUUGUCACCUGGGCGCGACGUAGAGAAAACUUGACUGCCACUGGAGUACCUUAUGUAAAAUGUGCAUUGGAGCCAUGCGACGGUGCUUCUCAAGUCAUAAAGGGCGGUAACCUCAGCCCCAGGCCCUUUAUAUCCCUUUCUAGGCUGUGGAAUGUGCCACAUGAAUCUUGA